AUGUCGCCGACCUGUCAUCAUCGUGUCAUCGUCAUCCUCGUCAUCGCACUCUGCGCCACGACGGCACUGACCGCGGGCAACGCGACGCCACUGCCGCCGACUCGCUUUCGCGCGGCCAACAUAUUGGCCGUGGAAACAGUGCCGGGCCGAAGUCACUGGAACUUUAUGAGCGCAGUUCUACGGGCGCUGACUGACCGUGGCCACUCGGUGGUGGCGUUCACGUCGUACCCGGCGCAGUGGCCGUCGUCCACGCAUGGCAAUUACACGGAGGUGGACACGUCCGCCGUGCUGCUCCGGCACGCCGGUGAACUGGCAUCUCGCGUGCUGUCCGACUACAGCCGACUGUCGUACAUCGUGCCGUCAGUGGUCCGAUGGAGCAGACAGUUCUGCGACGCGGUGUACGACAUGGAACAGAUCCGGGCGCUCAUGGUCAACGGCACCGACACGGCAGCCAGGUUCGACCUACUGGUCACCGAGCCGCUGGGCUCCGAGUGUGUGGCACACCUGGCCGCUGCCAUUGGGCUGCCCAUGGUGUACGUGGUACCGACGCCCAUGAUCACGUACAUGCAACCGUCCAUCGUCGGCCACUCGGCCAACCCGGCGUACGUGCCGCACCUGCUCUACGGCUCGGCGGUCCGGGCGUUCCGGCACAGGUUGGUCAACACGGCCAUGUACGCCUAUGGACGGCUGGUCCGGUGGUAUGCCGAGCGGAUGGCGCUGCGCCGGCCGUACGAUGUCGGCGAGCCAGCCAAACCCUCAGUCGUGUUCGUCAACAGCCACCACGUCACAGAGCCCACUAUGUUACUGCCCACCAAUGUCAUACACGUUGGUGGAAUACACUUGGACCGAGACGAUGGAGCACUGCCGACUAAUAUAUUAGAAUUUAUUGAGAAUUCCCCACAUGGCGUUAUUUAUUUCACGUUCGGAUCAGUCAUAGCCAUGUCAAGUUUACCAGACCACAUUCAGGAUACAUUUAAAAACGUAUUUCGACAAAUUCCUCAAAGAGUUUUGUGGAAAUAUGAAGGUGAAAUGGAAGAUAAACCGGACAACGUGAUGAUAGGCAACUGGUUUCCUCAGCGUGAAGUUCUGUUGCACCCAAACGUCAAAUUGUUCAUAAGUCAUGGCGGGAUAUCUGGCGUGUACGAAGCAGUAGAUGCGGGUGUUCCUGUUUUGGGCUUUCCACUUUACUACGAUCAACCGAGAAACUUGCAAAGUCUAGUGGUCGCGGGCAUGGCAAUCACAAUGGAAUUAUUGUCGAUCACCGAACAACGAUUUCUACACUCCAUCAAGGAACUUUUACAUAAUACAAAUUACACAAAAAAUGCUAUAAUCACCGCGGACCGUUUCAGAGACCGUCCUAUGACUCCUCAAGAGUCAGUCGUCUAUUGGACGGAGUACGUACUUCGUCACAAAGGUGCGCACCACUUGAAAUCCGAAGCACUGAACCUCACGUGGUAUCAGUACAUGUUACUGGAUGUGAUUUUCGUCGUUGUCGUGUCGUUCCUGGUCGUAAUGUACAUGAUUUAUAAGACGUCUAGAUUAUUUUAUUCACAUGUCGCGAAUUAUUUGAUUAGAGCCAAAGUUAAGCAACAAUAGGUAAUAAUAUGUAAUUAAUUAGAUAAAUUAUUGUUCGGGAAAUGUUAACCCACCUAUUUAUAACCGCCGUCUUGGAUGGAAAAAUCAAUCAUUGAUCUCUGUCUCACACACGCGUUUAUAUUUUAUACAAAUUAUAAUUUUAAGUAGGUAUAGGUAAAUACUUAAUUUACAUAUUGUACAUCGUUUAGUUCAACUUUUCUCCGUAGUUACACGUUUGUCGUCAUUACUCAUUACUGCAGGGCUCGGAACUUUAUGCGCUAAAAAACAAUGAAAUAUAUGUGCAUAGCGUAUGUACUAAAAAAACGCAAAUAUGCAGUAUAAUAUGCAUAUAUUAUUUUAUAAAAUAUAUAUAUUUUGAGGUAUAAUUAUAAAAAAAAAUAUUUUUGGAUCAUAAAUAUUUUAUUUAUAUUUUUUUUGUUGAUGAUUUGGAGCUGUUAUACUAAAUCUAUUCCCAGAAUCCUAAAUUUAAAAAAAAUAGAAUUUAUCGAAUACAGCGAUUAUUAAAUAAUGUUAGGUAUUAAUUAGUAUUUAUCCAACAUAUUAGCAACAUCACAAAUCUUUCAUAAUAUUUACUAUAAUAAAGUACUGCAUUGAUGCAGGUACUCAAAGGGGUUAUGAUUGGUUCUAGAAGUAAAGGAAUCUCCGGUGCGUAAUUUUUGAAAAUUUGUAUACGUGAUGGUACUUUUUUAAAUAUUUUUUUUACGUUGGCUACGACUUUACGAACAGUGCCAAACUGAUUUCGUACUUCCUCUGAAACUCUAUAGAGACCAUGAGCAGCACAUGUACCAUUUUAGAGUAGAAUGCGUUCAAAUAGACUUCCCACAUUUUAUCAUAUACGGUACUAUUUAUUUGUAAAUGGUAAAUAAUUUAAUUUACAAUAUUCAAUUAUUGAAAACUUGUUUAUUUUUGUUGAUUUCUAAAACGCUUUAACAUAAAAUGCAUUUAUAUACUCAAAAUCUUUAAAUAUGCAAAAUCACAUAAAUUUAGUAAAAUAUGAAUCUGCCCGUAAUGUUUGAAAAUAAAUAAAUAAAUAUGCAAAAAUAUGCAACAUAAAUUGUUGUAUUUCAAUAGUAUGGUUCAUGAAACGAAUUUGUAUCAAAUCAGAUUAGAAAUAUGCAGCUUCCUGAGAAAGAUGCAAAUGCAUAAAGUUCCGAGCCCUUCAGUCAUUAGGUACUAAUAGUUAUGAAUUAUUUUAUUUUAUUUUAUUUACACCAAACGGCAAUUACAAAAAGUAUCUGAACAAUAACAGAACAGUAACAAUAUUACAAUAAAUAGCUUAAAUUAGAAUAGUUUACAAAAUGCAUUAUUAAAAUAGUAGUAUACAGACAGUUAAAAGGGGCAAAUAAAUAUAGACUAGAUUACAUAGCAUUAUUGGCAUAACGAAGCAUACGGUGCAGCAGUGGAUGGUUAUUACAAUAGGAGGUGGAGUGAGUGGGAAUAUGAAAGGGUGUGUGAUGUCUUGAGGGGUAGGACGGGACACGGAAAUUAAUGGAGGAAAGAAGAUCCGGGGCAUCUAUUGAUCCAUCUAGUAGGCCUUGAAAAAGCGGAGAUCAGCAUCAGAACGCCGAGAAGAAAGCAUAGGAAUGUUUAAUUUUAAAAGCACGGACGAGUAGUCAUGCUGAGGAUGCUUGAUUUUGAGGAGGAAAGAGAUAUAAGAUAAAAACCUAUUUUGGACUCUUUCGAGUCUUAGCUGGUCUUUUGCUAGGUAGGGGUGCCAAACUAUCAAACCAUAAUCAAGAAUAGGGCGCACAAGAAAUGGGUAAAGUGUACGCAGACAACGGACAGAGCUAAACAUUUUAGUAUUGCGCUUUAUAAAACCCAAGACAUUCAGUGCUUUACAGGUGGUAACAUUAAUAUGGUGGCUGAAAUCGAUAGAUGGGCUGAAAUGUAUACCUAGGUCUUUAAUAGUAAAAGCUUGAGAGGGGAUCCAUUGAUAUAGUAGGAGUUAAGUGCAUGGUUGUGACGUCUAGAAAAUGUCAUAAUAUGACAUUUGGCUAAGUUCAAACUCAGAUUAAGACGUUGAGCCCACAGAGCGAAUUCGUCCAGUUGAUGUUGCAGUGUCAGGGAACAAGAGAUAUCAUUGCAAUUCAAAUAAAUUUUGAUAUCAUCAGCAAAGAGCAGGAAUUUAGCCUUGGUGAUCAAAUUAAUGAAUAAGAUAAAGAGUAAAGGACUUAGAUGGCUUGUGGGACACCAGAAGGUAUGUUAACCAGGGACGACUUACAAUUACUGACCUUUGCAAAUUGCUGUCUGUUGGAGAGGUAAGAACGCAACCAUGAGAGAAGAGGAUCACCGAUACGCAGAGUGUCUAAUUAAUUAAUAAGAAGGCCAUGGUCAACCGUGUCAAAUGCUUUUUCGAAGUCAGUAAAGACAACAUCAACUUGACCACCCUUCUUGAUGUUAUCAAGCAAGUAUUUAGUGAAAGCAACACUGCUGGUGACUGUAGACUUGCCAGGUCUGAAACCAUGCUCCUCAUCUAUAAUUAUGUGAUUUAGACUCCUUUUAAUAUUAGAAUAGACUAAGGACUCAAAGAGUUUGGCUGAAUGUGGAAUAAUCGAUAUUGGCCUAUAAUUUGUAUCAUCAGAUGGGUUACCUGCCUUGAGAACUGGUGUCACUGAACAAAC
Metopolophium dirhodum (rose-grain aphid) is the source of this 4217-nucleotide messenger RNA. RefSeq names its product UDP-glucosyltransferase 2-like. Bases 1 to 1596 code for a protein of 531 amino acids. Gene Ontology annotation, molecular function: UDP-glycosyltransferase activity. Lineage: Eukaryota; Metazoa; Arthropoda; Insecta; Hemiptera; Aphididae. The record is from RefSeq and is a predicted model, not a curated record. The transcript has 4 exons.